AUGAUUUCCAACAAAUUUUUCAUUCAACACUUCUUAAUUCUUGUGUCUUCAGCCAUGUUUAAACACAUAGUGAAAAGCCUGAAUCGUACACCAAUUAGGACCUCAGCAUUGUCAUUGGCUCGUAUAGCGACGAUCCGACAUCAACCCCGUUUUCACACGAGUGCCACUCUCCUAGCAGCGAAAAAGAAUAACAAGUUUAAAAAGGCUCAAAAGCAACAAAAGAUACAAUUUGAAGAUGACAAGAUUCAAGCCGAAGCAGAAACAGAGGUUGUCACUCCAACCAUAGAUUUCAAAGAAGCCACUGCUAAAUUUGAAUCGAUUAUAUCAAAAUUUGAGAAAUUAGCAAAUGAGAUAAAAUUGGGUAAAUUAAAUCCCAAGAUCUUUGACAAUUUGCUUGUGAAUAUUGGCAACCAGAAAGAUGUUGAAGAAGUCCCAUUCAACACAAUUGCACAGACUUCAGUCAAGGGAAGAAACUUUAUCAUCACCUUGUUUGAUCCUCUGAAUGCUCAAGCUAUUAUCAAUACAAUUAUUGGAUCAGGGUUGAACAUGAGUGGAGUCGUUGAUCCUACUAACAAGUUCAACAUCAAGGUUCCAUUACCUCCAAUCACAUUAGAGACUAAGCAAAAUGACGUAAAGUUAUUAAAAGAGUUGUUUGACAAAUUGAGAAAUAACAAAACUGGAUCAUUAACAUCAGUUAGAGGUGAUAUUAGACACAAAUUUCAAUCGCAUUUGAAAACCCAUAAAUUGUCGGAUCUGGAAAAUAAACAAUUGAGUCAGUUGGAGAAACUACACAAGUUGUAUGUGGACAAACUACAAGAGUCCUUUAAGAAAUUUGAAAAACGUAUAUUGCAAUAG
Messenger RNA from Lodderomyces orthopsilosis Co 90-125, 855 nucleotides. RefSeq lists its product as uncharacterized. Gene Ontology annotation, molecular function: ribosomal large subunit binding. Lineage: Eukaryota; Fungi; Ascomycota; Pichiomycetes; Serinales; Debaryomycetaceae. Gene Ontology annotation, biological process: translation. Gene Ontology annotation, cellular component: mitochondrion. The transcript has a single exon. The record is from RefSeq and is a predicted model, not a curated record. Bases 1 to 855 code for a protein of 284 amino acids.